This is a messenger RNA of Gekko japonicus, 3114 nucleotides long. It is a transcript of the gene MBP, whose product is annotated as myelin basic protein. The coding region runs from base 444 to 1382 and encodes 312 amino acids. Lineage: Eukaryota; Metazoa; Chordata; Lepidosauria; Squamata; Gekkonidae. The record is from RefSeq and is a predicted model, not a curated record. Gene Ontology annotation, biological process: myelination. The transcript is spliced from 9 exons. Gene Ontology annotation, molecular function: structural constituent of myelin sheath. Gene Ontology annotation, cellular component: neuronal cell body; internode region of axon; cell periphery.
CAGAGCAGCAAAAGAGCCCAACCUGGGCGGCCAGGAGCGGCACUCCCGCCCCUUCGCCCGCGCUUUAGUCACCAGGCCACGCUCGCUGCGCUCCAGAAGCAGCAGCCGCAGCAGCCGCGGAGCGGCUCCGGAUUUGCGUGUCCUCCCGAGCCAGGCAACUCCGGAGGCGCUGCUCUGGAGGGAGGGGGAUUUCCCCCGCCUCCUUCUGCCCGCUGCGAAUCGACCGGCAAAGCUGCCCCCACGUCGACCUGCCAAACGCCGCCUUUUCUCUCGGUCUCCUCUCCCCUUCCCCGGGUGUGUGGGGCGGGGGGCUUCUCUCUCUGCCGCCGCCGCUCCCCCUUCGGUCUCUCACAGCUGCUGGUGGACGCGACAGACCCCCGGAGCCCAAGGAGGCCAAAAGAGAGCGAGGACGCCUCGGUGCUUGAAGAAACCUGAGGAUCACCAUGGGGAAUCAUGUUGGGAAACGUGAUCAAAGUGCUGAGAAGCUAAAGAAUGCUGAAGCACAAGUGGAAGAAGUGGAAGAUAAAGCAAGUCCCAAAGCAGUGAUGUUAACCCAGCAACCUUCAGAAGACAAUGAAGUAUUUGGAGAGGCAGAUGUGAACCAGAACAAUGGGACCUCCACUAAGCGCACAGCGGUGACAGACUCCAAGGGCACAGCAGACCCAAAGAAUGCCUGGAAGGAGACCAACCCAGCUGACACGACUGGUCGCCCCCAUUUGGUCCGCCUCUUUUCCCGAGAUGCCCCAGGGAGAGAGGACAACACCUUCAAAGAUCGGCCCUCUGAAUCAGAUGAGCUACAGACCAUUCAGGAAGACACUGCAGCAGCUUCUGAGAAUUCGGAUUUGAUGGCUUCACAGAAACGCUCCUCUUUCCGGCAUGGAUCCAAACUUGCAACUGCAAGCACCAUAGACCAUGCUAGACAUGGAUCCCCAAGAAGAUACAGGGAACCAAGUCUACUUGACUCACUGGGCAGAUUCUUUGGAGGUGACAAACAUGUCCCCAGGAGGGGCAAGGACUAUCAUCAUGCUGCCAGAGUGAGCCACGUAAGUUCCCUGCCUCAUCCAAGGUCUCAACAUGGACGAUACGGACGAUAUGUGGAUGACAACCCGGUGGUCCAUUUCUUCAAGAACAUUGUGUCACCAAGAACACCUCCUCCUAUGCAGGCAAAGGGGAGAGGAUUAUCCUUCAGCAGAUUUAGCUGGGGUGGUGAAACUCCAAAGCAUGGAUAUGGAAGUGGCAAAUUCUAUGAGCAUAAAUAUGCUCAUAAGGGACACAAGGGAUACCACUACGAUGGCCAGGGCACACUGUCUAAACUCUUUAAACUGGGAGGAUCCGGUUCCCGACCUGGUUCCAGGCAUGGCUCUCCCAUUGCUAGGCGCUGAAGCUCCAAGAUAGCAUUGAAGGACCACGUUCUCUGCUUCAUAACAAAGCUGCCUUAAAGAUUUAAUAACCAAUUGCAGAAUUCCCUAGAUAGAAACACAAUCUAUUUUGUUAAUGUCCGUUGAGCUGUGUAUGCAGUAGGAGUAUACAAAAUUCUAUUGGUAAAUGCUGACCAAAAGUUGAACAAAAGCAAAAACAACCCCCACCCCUGACUUGCAAUGUAGUUUUUACUUGCUGGCAGCAAUAUUUUAGGGAAAGUAAUGGAAUGCCCCAUUUUACUCAGUUUACUUCAAGGUGUUCCCAAAGAAUAUAGGGCUUUAGAUUUCUGAGUGCGUACAACAUUAAAUCCCUGACAGAUUUCAGUUCCCCCCCCCUACUAAACCCUAAGUAACAACCUAAAAUGCAAUUGUCCAGAGUUUUGAGCACUGCCAUUAACCAGCCAUCAAAACCCUUGCUGUAACCCAACGACAAACAAAUAAAAACAUGUGCAGAAGUUGUAAGGACUGUUUAUCCAAACGUUUCAUUUGAUUUGGUUUUCAUUUUGGUCAUUUGUUGUUUUUCUUAGUACCCCUUUCUCUCACAGAAUUCUUUAUUUUUUAUUUUUUUUACUUUCCUAACAGGAUUAGCAGUCAUAGAAAGGGUAUAUUAAACUGGGAGUUCAAGGUAUGUGAGAUGUGGAAGAAGGCAGCUGUUACUGUUUCACUGAGACAGAGCAAUGUUCCUAAGGAAUGAUGUACAUUCUAAGGAAAAGCUUUGUGCUUGACCAACUGCUCGUCACACCCAACACAUUAGGAAAUGAGUGGCUGGGAGAGAGAAAAGAGGAUAUCAAAUCUGAAUUAGACUAGCUUUACAACAGAAAACUAGGGAUAAUCCCCAAGAAGAGAAAACCUAGAUGUACAUGUAUGGAUAAUGGGAUGUCCCUGCAGCUCCACACAGGCACUUGCUGCAAAAAUACUUUUUUGCAGCUAAAAAUUUUUAAAAGUCUAAUUUAUGAAUGAGAGAAAGCCCUUUGGGAGGAAAUUUCAGAAAGUACUGCACAACUAAAGUUAGCUUUUCCUGCUGUCAUUAGAGCAGCAAGUUUAAAUAUGCAGUGCAUCAGAGUAAAUGACGCUUCACAUGUAAUAUGGUAGAUAUAUAUUAAAACUAAUGAAUUAGAACUAGGCAUUAACAGCGAUACAUGUACUAAGGUAUAUACAUGUGGAAAUGGGUCUCCCAAACCACAUAAAAGAAAAAUGCUCUUCUGAAUUGCACUGUUUUAUAACCUUCAACCUAUCCUUUCACUCAGUGACCUCCAUUUACUCAUUCAGUGUUUUAUUUGAGCUUAUAUUUUGUAGACAUUAUAUUUAAGACUAAGUUGGCACCUACCCUUAGCUAAGCUAAUGCAUAUCAUGAGUUAUCAACAUUAAUGGCAACUGAUAUAUAGAUGUUGUUGUUAGUGAUAGAUCUACCAUAGGUUUCAAACAACGUUCUUAAUAUGCAGCAAUGAAUGAUGAGAGGGUAGAAAACACAGACACUAAAUGAGACAGAACACCAAAACUGUUCAGCACAGACACCUAUUACAUCUUCUUUUAAGCUAUGUUGUUGGCUAUGUGUAUUUUUCUAUGUGUAGCCUCAUCCAGUUGUGUAUUCCACAACAUAAUAGUAAGUUUCACUUAAGUGUAUUGUUCUUAAAAGUGUAUGAAUACAACUCCUAAAAAAUCAUUAUUGAAAUAAAAUACUCAACUUUUAAUGAAA